AAUAAUUAAAUGUUAAUUACCUAAACUAUUUCAGUCAUGACUUUCUAAUUAACAUUCUCGCAUUGCGGAGGGUCCUUUCAGUCAAUGACAACACCCUAUGCCGGCCAACUGACAAUCAGCUGCCAGAACCGAAACAACUGACGGGUUGAAGUGGCAGAGGUUAUGGGAUUCCGCGGUGUGUAGGAAAAAUAAGUCGUAGAGUCUGUCGCAAGGGAAACCGGAGUCUCGCGGGAGCUUUACGAUGGCCUCGGUUCUCAUCCGAGGGUUAAGGAUGGGAUUUCAUCGCUUGGAUGGCAGGCUGGCGACUAUCAGCAUUCGACCUUAUUCAACGGAUUCAACGAAAGACAGCAAGGUGAGCAAGUAUUCCCCUGAAGCGUUGAAGAAGGACGUUCGCGGUUACGUCUUCACCAGAUACGUUGACCAUGUCAAAAACUACGAUAAAGGCCUGCAGAAGAAUUUCCCAUCGGCCUUAAGAGUGUAUCGAGUGUUUGUUGACGGAGUCGCAGCUUUCUACCAGGACAUGAAACGAUACAUCAAAAUAACAAGGAUAAUCAAUGGGUCAGCACAGGGGCUAGCAGCUUUGACGAGGGGCGAGUUGGAAUUGUAUUUACAAAUGAGGCUGGACAUGUAUAAAGUCGCUCCGGUGAUUUUGUUUUCCUCCUUGCCGUUCGUCGGAUACGCUGCCCUCCCAUUAGCAGCUUUGUACCCACGAGCAUUACUAUCAUCACAUUUCUGGACCCUUCAGCAGAAGGCCGAAUUCCAACAAUAUUAUCUCAUUCAGCGUUUGUCGAACAACAGGAACGUCCUGCGAAGCCUUCAAUCCAAACUCGAAGAGGCAAAGUGUCUAAAAUAUUACGAAGUGUGGAAUCACAUAAUUGUUCUUCUGGGGAGCGGACAACACCCUUCACCCAAUGAGAUCCUUUCGAUUAAAGACUUAUUCGCUGAAUCGCCGUAUCAGUUCAGCAGCUUGACGCAGACACACAUUAAAUAUCUUUGUAACAUUCAUGGAAUUCGUGCCGGAUUGUUCGCCAUAUUCGGUCGAGAGAAGCUACGCGAACGCGCCGAUCUACUGCAUCACAUGGACUUGGCCAUCAGGCGUGAAGGAGGAGUCCACAACAUGCAUCCAGACGCCCUGAAGAAAGCGUGUUAUAUACGUGGAUUGAACCCAAUAAACAUGAGCAGUGAUGGCAUGAUUGAGUGGCUCCAGGGCUGGGUCGAAGUGUCCUUAGACUUAGAAGAGCAACACAACAGCCUUUUACUACAUUUACCUAUUUUGCUUGGAUACAACCAUCCAAACAAUUGGCAAUUAAUUUAUAAAAAGCAUUAGUUUCUCAUCGGAUCCUCGCCAGUCAUAUUGCCAUGAGUUUUCUCAUGUUGUCUCUAGUCUAGAAGAAAAUUGUUUUAAUUUACCCUAAAUUAUUGGAGAGAUUCGAGAUGACAGAUUGAUUAGUUAAUUUAAAUUGUAGAUUAUCAUUGUACUUUUUAUAGGAGCGAAAUUGGAAUGAAAUCGUCAUAUUUCAUGUAUGUUCAUCUUAAUGUGUAAGGAAGCAAAGGACGUGAUAUGUAUCUAUAAAUCAAUCAAAAGACAUAAA
Molecule: messenger RNA, 1592 nt
Organism: Hermetia illucens (black soldier fly)
Lineage: Eukaryota; Metazoa; Arthropoda; Insecta; Diptera; Stratiomyidae
Product: LETM1 domain-containing protein 1
Exons: 4
Coding region: 242-1327 (361 amino acids)
Biological process (GO): intracellular monoatomic cation homeostasis
Cellular component (GO): mitochondrial inner membrane
Molecular function (GO): ribosome binding
Source: RefSeq, a predicted model, not a curated record